Molecule: messenger RNA, 4691 nt
Organism: Seriola aureovittata
Lineage: Eukaryota; Metazoa; Chordata; Actinopteri; Carangiformes; Carangidae
Gene: barhl1b
Product: BarH-like homeobox 1b
Exons: 3
Coding region: 918-1895 (325 amino acids)
Biological process (GO): regulation of transcription by RNA polymerase II
Cellular component (GO): nucleus
Molecular function (GO): DNA-binding transcription factor activity, RNA polymerase II-specific; RNA polymerase II transcription regulatory region sequence-specific DNA binding
Source: RefSeq, a predicted model, not a curated record
GAAGGCUUGUCACAGGGGACUCACGUGGACAAGGCGCUCUUAAAACCUAGCUCCUGACUUUUCCUCAAGUUCAAUUUUUUGGGAUUCCCUCCCACCCCAUCACAUCUCGUCCUUUUACUUGCCAGUUGUGACUAUUUAACCCAGUUUACCUCUCCCUUUUUUCGCUUCUGCGGCGCGCAUCAUAUCGUCCCGCGUCUUCCGCCUCUUCCUCUUUUGCUGCUUUCUUUUCCUGCCGCAGCUCUCGGACUCUUCUCUCUCUCUGCUUCCUGUUUUUUUUUAAGGUUUUUGUUGUUGUGCUUAAAAGAAUGCGAACAGUUUUCCUCUGACGCAUGUGUGGCCACAUGACGAGCUGCCCUGAACCUUUUCCUCCGCUGGUCUCUCAGGUCUGACGCGCCUGUACCUGUCCAUGGUGCUGAAACGCAUUUCCACGAAGAAGAAACCGGCUCGCUGUUGCUCCAAAAUCUCCAGAAAUAGUCAAUAUUUCUGCGUCUUUUUCGGGUUCUGCUGGUGAGAUAAUUUCGGCAGUAGCUGGCUCAUCGUCCCGGUGAGGUUUGUGAACUCAAAGCAGAAGGAGUUGAUCCUGAAGGAAGCGGAAAGAAUCGAUAGUGACUCCAUCGAUUUCAGGAGGACUCAUCUUUUCAGACUUGACAAACACCAGAGAAUCGGAUGCAUGGACGAUUGCUGUAACGCAACUUAGACUGGAGAUAUUUUCUCUGUGAAGAACCAGUUGGGAAACUGGAAACAGUGGAUGAAUUCAUUUUAUUUGUAGCGUAUCCAAAAACAUAUUUGUUGGUCCGGGGAGGGGGGUUUUUUCUCCUCUACUGGAUCAACUGAGAAUUCAACGUCCCCCCCUCCUCCCUAAAAUAAAACUUGUCCUGAAUACCAAAUGGUAGUUUGAGGAGGCCGCGAUCAAGACAAUGGAGGCGUCCGCCAACGGGUCCAGUUUUGGCAUCGACUCGCUGCUGUCCCACAGGCCGGGAAGUCCGGUGUCCAAAGGGGACAGCCUGGUGGGGGAGUGCCGCUCGCCUCUGGAGUUCAGCCCGAGAUCAGACGUGGAGAGCGGCUGCUCGUCGCCUCCGUCGCCGAGGAGGGAGUGCGUGGAGGAGGUGGCCCAGAGGCAAGGUCACGGCGUCGGCCUGCCACCGCACCUCCAGCACGCGCAGAUAUCGGCGGGGUCGCAGCAGAGGACCGUGACCUCGUCGUUCCUCAUCAGAGAUAUUCUCGCGGACUGUAAGCCUCUAGCCGCCUGCGCGCCCUACUCCAGCAAUGGACAGCCGACUCAGGAGGCAGGGAGACUGGCCUCGAAGAUAGCGGACGACUUUAUGGAGAAAAUCCACAGCAACUCGUCGUCAGACAGUGAAUAUAAAGUGAAAGAGGAGGGGGACAGGGAGAUCUCCAGCAGUAGAGACAGCCCUCAGGUCCGGCUCAAGAAGCCCAGGAAGGCCCGGACGGCCUUCACAGACCACCAGCUGGCCCAGCUGGAGCGCAGCUUCGAGCGGCAGAAGUACCUGAGCGUCCAGGACCGCAUGGAGCUGGCGGCCUCCCUCAACCUCACCGACACGCAGGUCAAGACCUGGUACCAGAACCGGAGGACAAAGUGGAAGAGGCAGACGGCGGUGGGACUCGAGCUGUUGGCGGAAGCUGGAAACUAUUCUGCCCUGCAGAGGAUGUUCCCGUCCCCGUACUUCUACCCGCAGAGCCUGGUGUCCAACCUGGACCCAGGAGCGGCCCUCUACCUGUACAGAGGCCCCUCGGCGCCCCCGCCGGCCCUGCAGAGACCACUGGUCCCGCGGAUCCUGCUGCACGGCCUGCAGGGGGGCAGCGAGCCGCCGCCUCCGCCGCCUCCUCUGCCCCCCAUGUCCGGCGUGCUUCCCCGGCCGGCUCAGCAGCGGUGAGCCGGCCCCCUGCGCACAGUUUAUUGAACGCUGACCUUGGCAGCUUGGGACUCAUUAGGAGAAAUAAAACAAAGACGGAAAAAGAUGAAAACGUGACGAACAAGAGAAACAUGAAAAUAAAAAAAAAAACUUCUCAGCCUUUACAUGGUACAAACACCGAGAGAGGCUGAAGCCUGUGGACGGAGCUCUGUGACUGAAACUCAAACUGUCUGUGUGGAAGGAUCUUUUUCUGUUUUUUGGGGGGACAUGAGCUUUAUUUAUACCUUAUUUAUUUUUCAACAUGAAUCAAAGUAUUUAAGUUAUGUAUUUAUUUGAUCCCAGCUUCAGUAUUUUCAGUGUUUUUCCCAACAACAGAUAGAAAUGUUGGUGGCACUUCGACCUACAGUUCAAAGCCGAUUACACCCCCUAUUAUUAUUAUUAUUAUUGUUAUUAUCAUCAUCAUCAUCAUCAUCAUUAUUAUGUGGACGUUCCUGGAUAGUGGCAAAGGCGGAAACACAAUAUCCUUCCAUGUAAUUUGAUUAUAAUGUAGUUAAGGGAUCCAAAGGAACAAUUAGUUUUUUUUUCUUUUUUCUUUUCUUUGUAAAUUUGUCAUUGAUUUUUCUUUACACGUGAAGAACAAGCUGAUCAGCAGUCAUAAACCUGUAAAUAAGAAUAUUUUGCAUUUUAUUCGAAAGAGACUGAUUUUAAAGAAACCUUUUUUUUUGGUUUGUUUGUUUGAUCUAUUAGUGCGUCUUUUUCAGACCACGGUGAUCCAGUUUAACAUAAUAGGCUAGAUUAGCCAUCAGAUAAAUAAAUCAAUAAAAAAAAUAAAAAACAUAUUGUCUGAGAAAGGAUGGACUACCUGCCUGGACCCACGUGUGGGCACAAACACGAGAGUUAUGGAAAGAAAGAAAUCUAUAUAGUCUUUUUUCUUGUUCUUAGUUGAAGUUUUAGCGAAGUAAAAAUGUCAAGUAAUUUAUAAAAAAGCAGUUUUCUCCUCGCAGAGGGGUGAACGGGGGGAGCCAGUCACCUCAGUGAUGUUUCUUUUUUUAUUUUUUCGAUAAACAAACCGAUUGGACUCGGUUCCACGUCCAGGUGUAACUGCCUGUCGAUUUGCUAUAGAUGUAUUUGAACAGACGUUGUGCAUUACUUAUGUUAUUUCAUAUGACGCCGUGAUAACCCUUAACUGUUAUACUCUCCUUUGGUGAAAAUGUAUAUUGCAGAUAUCAAACUUGUGGAGUGGUUCUUGUAUAUUUCCUGGAUCGUUUUUAAUUUUUUUUUUUAAUUUUUUUAUCUUAUUUAAUUUUUUUCUUUCCUCUAGCUUCCCCAAACUCUCUCUCCCCCAUUUCGUGAAGUUCAUUUUUUUGUGAAAUUCACAGCAAAAGUUGGACAGAAAAAGGGGGGAUUUGAUGUAAAAGAGAAUUACUUUUAUAAAUGUGGAAAUAAAAGUCUUUCAUUUAAUAACGUGGCUUCGUGAGUAUGUGUGAAACAGAAAGGCCACGAGGCUUGUCAGGUGGAAUCAACACGUGGGGUGCAGGUUAUUGUGUAAAAUGAAUUUCUCCACUUAAAACCUGCAGGAGGUGAACGGAGUAGCAGCAACACCACGGUCUGUAAUGAAACUAAAUAGGACAGCUGUGAUGCAGAGGAAGCGUCACUUUGUUGGGAUUUGUUGAUUCAGAAUUGGAGCUGUUUGUGGUUGCGUUGCAUUAUAUUUUUGCGUUGUCAUGUUAUUUUGAGCACCCGCUAUGUGCAUUAUGCAUGUGUCUUUAAACAGCUAAUUUAACUCAUAAAAAUAUGCAUUAGGGUUGUCAUUCGUUGAACCUGAUUAUAAUGCAAAAAAGAAAAAAAUUAUAAUUUGGCACAAAAUGUAGAAAACGUAAUGGUUUGACACCAAAAUAAAAGCCUGUACCUCACCAAACCAAUAGAAAAAAGACCUUCAUAUUAAACACAGAAUGAUACAUUUAAAGUAUAAAGGCCUGUCUGAUGUUUUUGAGGCAGAGGGCUCGACUGCCCACUGUUUAAAAGCAUGAGUGUUUUUAUUACAAAGUGAUGUGAACACAUGUCGGAGUCAAUGAGCAAAGGUUGGAGAGCUGGGUGGUGCAGCUUUAAUUAAACAACUUCACUUUUCUGGAAGCAGCUCGAAAAUAAACACUAUUUUAAGGGCCCGCGGGUUUCUAUUAGAGGAAAACGUGUUUGAAUGAAUUUGAACAUGUCUGUCACGCGGCUCUCCCUCCUCUGUUUGGUUUAGUGUGGUUGAUUUAAUUUGUUUAAUGUUGAGAUGAAAGCGUGAUAAAAAAAAAAAAAUUAAAAAAAAGUUAAUAAGAGUGUCACAGUGGAGCAAGAGCUUUAACAUCCGUUUCCUUAACCUUUUCAAAAGAAGAGCGGAGAUUUGGAGAGAGAUUUUUUACAACUAACUUCAGUUUGGACAAAUGUUAAUGUUAUUCUCUGUUAAUUACAAAAAUAUUGACUUGUCUUAGGCAACUUAUUUGAUUUCAUUUCUGCGUUUUAUUUAUUUAUUUUUUCUUUUUGAGGAUAUAAAUGUAGGAACCGUUUUGAUUGAAAGGUACAUGAGGGAAAAGUUUGACUAGAAAUUGAUAGCGAAGCGCGCACACCUCACGUAGUACACGCACGCCCCCCACCACCACCUUCUCUCUCUCUCACACACACACACACACACACACACACGUUCAAAAGUGCAAUCAAAGAUCAAUUCCAACUAAUGUCUUUAGAGAAGGGCCAACAAAGCAGAGGGAUGUUCCGUCCAAAAUACAGCCCCUGUCUCCUGUUCGCCCCCCCCCCCUUCCUCCUCCAUCGUUC